UGCAAGCGUAGAUUUUACAGCUCCAUUUUACAAAGCCAACUUAAAAAUACAAUAAAUUUAACUAAAGUCUUAAGCAAUAUACCAAACUCAGACUUUACUUAAAAUGGACGACAUACGGAGCAGCAUGGACAAUAUGAUGGCGAUUUUUAACGACAGCAUAACACACUCGGCGCCCAAGAAACUGCUGUUUAACCGGCUUUCGACUUCAUUUUGCGAUGAUUUAGUGGUUGCAGCGCCCAAAAAGCGUCGUCUGGAGCGUGAGUCGCCGGAUCGCAGCCUGAACGCCAGUGCCGCCUCCCUUAAUAGUUCCUCCACCGAUCCCUUGGGUUCAUGGCAGUGCAGCAAACUGCGCACCGAGCUGAUCGAAACCAAGGCAAUAGCCAUCCAGCUGCGUAAUGAAAUUGAUCAGAAGAACCGGGAACACCGGCAGGCCUUGAUGCUGGCCGAGAACAAGAGCGCCGCCCUGAAGGAACAGUGUGAUUCCACCAGCAAAAGGUACUUGGAGCUGCAGAAGGAGGUGCAGACGCUGCGAAAACGAGAGUUGGCGCUCAAGGAUGAAACUAGACGGGCCACCGAAGAGUUGGCCCAACUGAAGUUGAAGUACGACGAGGUCGUUGUCAAACUGCAGAAGGAGAAGUACCUCCAGGAGGAGGAUGCCCGGGAUGUCCAGUUGUGCAUUAACAAUGAGCUCAGCGAGUAUCGCCGAAUGGCCCAGCGGGCUGAUCUCGAACUGCAGUCGACGCGUAGCGAACUGGAACGCUUGCGCCGGCGGCAUGAUGAGUUCAAAGCUCGGGUUUCCGGACACGAGGAGCUGCGCGGCAACUACGAAAAGCAGACACAAAGCUUAAAGGUGGCCAACGACCGCAUCCAGGAACUGGAGUUCGAAAUUCAAUCUUACAACGACUGGAAAGAAGUGACCAAGGCCUCGCAGGAACGUCUGGCCAGUGUUCCGGAUUUGCGCGCGGAGGUGGAGCGCCUGCGUAGCCACAACAAGCAUCUAAACACUUUAAUAGGUGAUAAACUCCUGCUGGAGGAGCAGGUGCACGAUUACAAAACACGGUUGGACCGGGAGGAGGGUGCGCGCGCAGAGGCUGCUUCCCUGCAGGUGAAACUAGCUCAUGUGGAGCAGGAGCUCAAGGAGUGGGUCAAGGUCGCACAAGAUCAUUGUCUGGCCAACACCCUGGUCAGCCCGAUGGCCCUGCGCUCACGCAUCGAGCAACUGCUGCAGGAUGACAUAAUUCACGUGGCAGAGAAGACCUCCUCUGUCUCGGACAGCAAGCAUUUGCAGACCUCAGUUCGUGAUCUGGAACAGAAGUGCGCCAUCUACUUGAAGAACAUCGAGGAUCUGAACAUUGGACUGAAACGACAUAAGAACUUUAAGGAGCGACUGCAGCGCAAGCUGAUCACCGUAUCCAAGGAGCGCGAUUUCUACAAGCAACUGGUGGAGAACUUCGACAAGGACAUGACCAUGAGCAACGCCAGUGUGGCGGACAUGACGCAGGACAUGCAGGUGCGGUACCGCGUGGAAGUGCUCGAACGCACCGUCACAGGCUACAAAGAUAUGUGUGCUACGUUGGAGCGAGAGAUUCAGGCCAUGCGACAGCAAGAACUGCUGGCGGAACCCGCCGGCGAUGGCUACGAUAGCGUCAAAAAGGAACUCGACACACUGCGCCUGGAAAACGAGCGGUUGCGAAGACGCAAAGAGGAACUCGAGCUGGAGAUGAUGCACCGCUGCCUGCGCGGCGACUUCAACAUGAAGGACUUUAAGGUGGUCCAUCUUAGCCAAAAUCCCGCUGCCGAAGCCUAUGAGUCCAGCCAGAAUAUGAUGGAGAAGCUGCAGGCGGAGAUCGAACGACUGAAGCGACGCAACAAGAAGUUGGAGGACGAUCAGGAGCAGCGACUCAAUGAGACCACCAGCACGGGCGGCAUGACCCUGAACUUUAAGGAGUUCAACCAACUGCGUGCCGAUUUGGAGUCAGCCAAUGGCAAGAUGCGCAAGAUGAAGGAUUGCUUCAAGGCGGCCCGAGACGAGUACCGCGAUGUGUGCUAUAUGCUUUUGGGUUAUAGAAUCGAUCGCAUUGGCGCCAACAGCAACUAUCGCAUUUCCAGCAUGUUUGCAGAGGGUCCGGAUGACUAUCUAGAUAUAAGCCUCAACGAAUCGAGUUGUUUGGCUCUACUGGAGUCGCCAUACUCCCAAACUUUCAAUCCGCCCAUUGAUCAACAGCUUGCCGCCAGUAACUUUCCCGCAUUUUUUUCCGCCCUUACUCUGGAGCUUUUCCAAAGGGCCACCGUCACCAUAAAUUAGAUAUUUUAUUAAUUAUUUUAGUAAUAGCCUAAGUUAGCCGAAACCGGUGACAGUCAAAUUGUAAUUAGCUGCCACACAGAAACUACUCAUGUGCGAAAAUAUUUUUUUAAUUCAUUUCAACCACUAAAUAAGAGCCGAA
Molecule: messenger RNA, 2444 nt
Organism: Drosophila rhopaloa
Lineage: Eukaryota; Metazoa; Arthropoda; Insecta; Diptera; Drosophilidae
Gene: Mad1
Product: mitotic spindle assembly checkpoint protein MAD1
Exons: 4
Coding region: 104-2305 (733 amino acids)
Biological process (GO): mitotic spindle assembly checkpoint signaling; attachment of mitotic spindle microtubules to kinetochore
Cellular component (GO): nuclear envelope; mitotic spindle; kinetochore
Source: RefSeq, a predicted model, not a curated record